UGCCCGGACAGUUUCAGUGUAACACACCUUGCGCAUACUCACUUGUUUAUGGCAUCUGCAUACUGUGUUAGAGUAACUAGUUCGCUGAUCUAGUCUUGUAGAAACAAAUAAUGGACAAGGACUUGUUGAGGCAGUGUUUGACAUAUCAUGGAGAAUCAUUGUUCAACAAACUGAAAUGUGAGCAAACGGAAAACCCAGAUUUCCAAGCUGUGGUGUCUGACUUGUGCAAGGCCACGUAUGAGAGGGGUGAAGGGCAGGGCAGUCCCCUUGUGGAGCAGUUCAUUGCCAGGAAGGCUGACAUCCUGUUCUGUCCAUCAUGGAAGACCACCACACUUCAAGAAGAAGAGCAUGAGGAGGAGGAGGAGGAGGAGGAGGCUACAGAGCCCUGUGCCAUCAUGCCACCACUGGAGUUAUUUAUGGAGGUGUCCUAUGAAGAGAGACGAUCCAUGCUGUACAGGGACUUAGAAAGAGGAGACAUUGUGGUUGGGAGGAUCAACAACAUUAGAGAAUACGGCUUCUUUCUCACUCUGCUGUGCAUGGCAGGAGGACUGAAGAGAGACAUAGAAGACUUAGAGUUGUCGUGUUUGUGUCACAUCAGAGAAAUUCCAUCCACUGGCAGCCAUGAUGACCCUCUGUCCUACUACCAGAUUGGGGACUUGAUCAGAGGUGGGGUGAAAGACAUUGACCGCUACCAGGAGAAAAUCACGGUGUCCCUCCACCAGGCCUCUCUGUCUCCCAGCUUGAAGCACAUCAAACUGGGAGUCAUUACCCAGGAGGAGUUGCCCAUACACUACAGUCGUAGUGUUCGUGCAGCCGCUGACUCCAGUGAGACAUAUGAACACAUACUGAGUCGUUGCCAUGGUUACCACAACCCCUCUGUUGUGGACUACUUGCUGAAGAAGGUGGGAAUUAGUGACACUCACCCACCGUCAAUGAUGAGAGGACUACAGAGUAAACUUUUCCAAGAGGAAGAUUUUGCUUCUGCUAUCAGGAAGAAGCAGUCUGCGUCCUGGGCCUUGAAGUGUGUCCGUGCAGGUGUGGACCACUUUAAACACGGACAUCAUGUGGAAGCCAUGAACGAAUACAACAAAGCCUUAGAGAUUGACACUAAUAAUGUAGAAGCACUGGUGGCACGGGGAGCUCUGUAUGCUAACAAAGGCAGCAUCAUGAAGGCGAUUACAGACUUUGAACUGGCUCUGGAGAGCUGUCCAGAUCACCGCAAUGCCAAGAAGUACCUCAGUCAGACUCUGGUGGAGAGAGGAAAACAGUUUGAAGGACAGGAGAAACUGGUAACAGCAGAAGGAAUGUAUAGGAGAGCACUUUCUCUGGAUGACUCAAACCCUGAGGCACAGGAGGCUCUGCACAAGAUCACAGACACUAUACAGAAAUCGAUUCGCCUACGAGAGGAAGCGCUGGCUAAGGAGCAGGUCAAAGCUAAGGGCAGCCAGACCAGCGCAGAGAAAUUGCGUAAGAUCUUGAAAGAGGAGAAGAGGAUGAAGAAGAAGCAGAAGAGAUCCGCCUCCUCCACUUCCUCCUCGUCUUCUUCCUCCAGGAGCACCUCUUCUUCUUCAUCUUCCUUCUCUCACAGGAGGUCAAAAAAGAAGAAGAAGAAGAGGAGGAGGAGAUCUGAGCAUGGAAAUAAACGCCAUCGCAGGAUCUCCUCAAGGGAGAGCAGGAAGAGUGAAGAGGGUAAGAGAGACACGAAAGAGAAAGAUGAGGAUGAAGUGGAGUGGUACCCAGCACCUCCCAACACCUCAGCCACCUUUCUCAACCUGAAAGGAGGUCUGGAGUUUGGAGAGAGGCAAGAGGAGGAAGGGAGAAAUGCAGAAGAUAAAAGGAUUUGUCAGCUUUAUUCUUUGUCAGCAGCCUCAGAGGAUGAAGAGUCCGACUCCUCACGUAGAGAAAGAAAAAGAAAGGACAGCAGGACAAGGAGAUGGAAAAACAGUAGAAGUCCAGACAAACAGGAGAAGCGAAGCAGUAGAGAAAGAAGGGAUACGAGCAGGGAGAGAGGGAAGAACAAUAACAGGAGAGAUAGUGACUCCAAGAGAAGAAACUUAGAUGAGAACACAAAGCGAAGAGUGUCCUGCUCGUCAGCUGAGUCUGACUAUUCAAGGAAAUCUAGCUUCCAUUCUGAAUAUUCCAGACACUCUGGUUCUGCUCCCAGGAUGAGACACGACUCAUCAAAGAGGAGCUCCUUCGAUGGAGGUAGGUGUGAGAGCAGAGGCAGGGAGGAAAUUUGUGAGGUAGAAGAGAGAGAGAAGGAAAGUAUAGAGGGGGGAGCAGCGGAAGAGAACAGCAGGUCAGAUAGACACAGCAAGAGAUCAGAAAGUGCUGGAAGCCAGAGUGGCUCGACCUCAGCGCCACAGGCGAGGCCUAAAAAAGACCUUCCUGCUAACCUGCUGGACAUUUUCAAUCAGAUUGCACAGUUUGAGAAGGAGAAAGGAGUCAGGCCAAAAAAGUAACUCCCAGAAUUUGCCAAACAUGACAACUAUAAAAUGGAUGUUUGACCCAUGAAUUUAUUUUCUGGACUACACGUGAUAAAUGGGUAAAUGUUUUUGGAGCUGCAAUGUACCGUCAUUGUAAAUUACCUUUAGUGUUGAAGAAAAUGCCAUGUCAUUUUUGAAAAGUUUUUUAUUUUCUAGGUUAAAUUUUACAGCCUGUGGUCAGUGGUAGUAUUUGCUGAACAAGAGUCGGCCAAAUGCAUUAUAAUUUUCAUCUGAUUGGGUUUAAACUAAAAUUUAAAAUGACCAAAAUAGUAUCCUGACUAAUGUGAAAACUAGUGUUGUUGUAACUAGUGAUUAUUAGUGAAAUUCAAGAGAACAUUUCCCAAGUAUUAUUGAAAACAGCCUCAAAAAAUAAUGUAUGAGUGAGAGCAUCAUUGAAUACAGAUAUUACAACUUAUAACCUUUCCAUUUAGUCAUUCUCGUGUUUGUUUUGACACGAUUCAGCACAUUUAGACAUCAGACUUUAACAUCUGUUUCAUGUUCAUCUCAAGUUGAGACUUUUCUCUGUUAAAGAACAAAACUGCCUUAUAUUUACUGCAUUCUGUGCGUUCUGUCUGUGGCUUGUUGAACCUCUUCCCAGACAACCUGACUGUUAGUACUACAGUACUUUUUCUAGCUCUGCUCAAUAUAGAUAUUUCAGUUGUAUUUUAGCACAUCUUUUUCCUGUGGCUAUAUGAAUUCAGUUAAUUAAAGGAUUUAAACUGAAA
Molecule: messenger RNA, 3211 nt
Organism: Monopterus albus (swamp eel)
Lineage: Eukaryota; Metazoa; Chordata; Actinopteri; Synbranchiformes; Synbranchidae
Gene: ttc14
Product: tetratricopeptide repeat domain 14
Exons: 13
Coding region: 111-2462 (783 amino acids)
Molecular function (GO): nucleic acid binding; protein binding
Source: RefSeq, a predicted model, not a curated record